Messenger RNA from Malurus melanocephalus (red-backed fairy wren), 1776 nucleotides. RefSeq names its product enolase 4 (gene ENO4). The coding region runs from base 1 to 1776 and encodes 591 amino acids. The transcript is spliced from 14 exons. Gene Ontology annotation, biological process: glycolytic process. The record is from RefSeq and is a predicted model, not a curated record. Gene Ontology annotation, molecular function: phosphopyruvate hydratase activity; magnesium ion binding. NCBI's taxonomy places the organism in Eukaryota, Metazoa, Chordata, Aves, Passeriformes, Maluridae. Gene Ontology annotation, cellular component: phosphopyruvate hydratase complex.
AUGGCGGCGGGCGAGCAGCGGGGGCAGCUGCAGCGGGAGGCGGCCGAGUACUACCACAGGCUCCGAGUGCCGGAGCGGCUGGAGACAGCGCUCAACACCCUGUUCCUGGAGCGCCCCAGGGAUCUCUACGGGGAGCUGGCUAACUACUUGUGUGAGUUUUCAAAAGCUCCCGUAAUAUGCAGAAUAGUUGGAAGAAGAGUUUUUGAUGGAGUUUUUCAACCAACAUUAGAAGUGGAAAUAUACUGUAUAGUUAGAAACUAUGAGAAGAGGAUUUGUUCCAUUGUAAUAGCUUCUCAUUCUCAAAUACCUGAAAAUGCUUUACCUGAAACAAUUGAAGCUGAUGAGAAAGAAAGAAAUKACUCUGUUUGUGCUGCUGUGGAAUGGGUCAAUGGACCACUGAAAAAAAUGUUAAGAGGCUUGAAGCCUAUUGACCAGKGUCAAGCUGAUAAGAUACUUGGUGAAUACUUUGCAGACAGGCUAGAAGAAGAACAGCAAAUUCAAAAGCAAAAAGAAGAAGAAGAAGCAGCAGCAAAAGCCGCUCUUGCCCCUUCUCCACCCCCAACACCUAGGCCAAGAAGAAGACCAGGUUUAAAGAUGACGUCAGUGGAACUCCUCCCACCUGCAGAACCUGCUGAACCAGUGCUGUGUGGCAGCUUGGCCAUUGGGGGAACAUCACUUGCCAUAGCAAAGGCUGGGGCCACCAUUAGACGUGUCCCAUUGUACUUACAUAUUGCACAGCUGAAACACCAUCAGAAGUCACCUCAAGAAAUAAUGCUACCAAUCCCAAUGGUUACUGUGUUGAACUGUGAAAAAAAAUUACCUACAAAACUGAAAUUAGUGAAAGAAGUUAUAUUUAUACCACCAGUUGAGUUAUCACUCAAACAGGGCAUAGAAAGAAUUCUGGAUAUUCAGAAAGAAAUGAUAAAACUGCUGGAGUCUGCAGGCAAGCAGCCUGGUUCACAAGCUGACAGUAAGAGAGGAAGAACACAAAAUUCAGGGAAGAAAGCUGCGCCAAACAUAACAAGAAUAUCACGCUUAGGCAGCCUGUCAAUAGGAUAUGAUAAYCUAGAACAACUGCUGCUCCUAAUGGAAACAACUUUCGACAAUAUAGGUCUGGAGCUAGGAAAAGAUAUGUACUUAGCAAUAAAUUGUGCUGCUCAUGAAUUAGUGGAUUAUGAAAAAGGAAAAUAUGAAAUAGUCACUGGAACGUUUAAAAGUCCUGAUGAAAUGGUCCCCAUGUAUGUGGAAAUGAUUGAAAAUUAYCCUUUUAUUAUUGCAUUAAUAGAUCCCUUAAGAAAAGAGGACAGAGAACAGUGGAAAAAUAUCUAUUGUGCCCUUGGUUCCAAGUGCUACCUGUUUGCUGAAGAUGCUGCCACACACAUUUCCAAACUCACAACUGAUGAAAACAUUAACAUAGCAACGUGCAGUGGUGUGGUCCUAAAAUACAUUAACCAAACCAAGGUAUCAGACCUCAUAGAACUUACAGGAAUUCUUGAGGGUCAAAGCUAUAUUACCAUAUUAGGAAGUCCAGAUGGAGAAUCUUUAGAUGAGAGCCUCGUGGAUCUGGCUGUCGGCCUGGGUGCCAGGUUUGUCAAGUUGGGAGGUCUGUCCCGAGGAGAAAGGGUGGCCAAAUACAACCGGCUGCUGGCUAUAGAGGAGGAACUGGCCGCCAAUGGAACGCUGCGUAAAGCAAAACUUGAAGUUAUUGAUUGUGCUAAAGAAUCACAGCCAGAAGAACAACUUCCUGAUGUGCUUCCUGCCCCAGAGCAGGAAUAA